Molecule: messenger RNA, 760 nt
Organism: Dictyostelium purpureum
Lineage: Eukaryota; Evosea; Eumycetozoa; Dictyosteliales; Dictyosteliaceae
Exons: 1
Coding region: 20-523 (167 amino acids)
Biological process (GO): proton motive force-driven ATP synthesis
Molecular function (GO): proton-transporting ATP synthase activity, rotational mechanism
Source: RefSeq, a predicted model, not a curated record
GAAAAAAUAAGAAAAAGAAAUGUUUAGAUCAUUAGUUAAAUCAAGCAAUUUAUUAAAAAACAGCAUUUCAGUCAACAGCAGCAAAAGAUUUUUCGCUACUGAAGCUUCAGAUGAUUUAUUAACUUUUUCACUCUUAUCACCACACCAAACCAUCUACAAGGAUAAGAAAGCUCAAUUAGUUACUCUUCCAGGUGCUAAAGGUGUUUUUGGUAUUGCUAAAAACCACGUCCCAAAAAUCUCUGAACUCAAACCAGGUAUUGUUCAAAUUAAUCACGAAAAUGGUGAUUUAGAAAAAUUCUUUGUUAGUGGUGGUUUUGCAUUCGUUAACCCAGAUGCUUCAUGUUAUAUCAAUGUUAUUGAAGCCGUUCCAGUCGAUCAAUUAGAUCCAAAUGAAGUUAAAAAUGGUUUAGCUCGUUACACUCAACUCUUUAAUGAAGCUCAAGACGAAAACGCUAAAGCUGUUGCUUUAGUUGGUUUAGAAGCUCAUCAACAAAUGGCUUACGCUUGUGGUGUCAGUGUUUAAAUUAAUAUAAAAUAAUAAUAAUAAUAAUAAUAAUAUAAUAUAAAUAAUUUUUUUAAAUAAUAUUUAAUCAAUCUCAAUAAUAAUAAUAAUAAUACUAUAAAUGGAAAAAUAAUAAUGUUUUCUUUUUUUUUUAAAAUUUAAUAAUUUUAAAAAAAAAAAAAACUAAAAAAAAAAUAAAAAAAAUAAUGAAUCACCUUGUAAUUAAAUAUCAUUUUCUUUCGAUUCAAAAUCAAAAUU